Messenger RNA from Mitosporidium daphniae, 462 nucleotides. Its product is annotated as CCAAT-binding transcription factor (CBF-B/NF-YA) subunit B domain-containing protein. The transcript has 3 exons. Lineage: Eukaryota; Fungi; Microsporidia. Gene Ontology annotation, molecular function: DNA-binding transcription factor activity, RNA polymerase II-specific; RNA polymerase II cis-regulatory region sequence-specific DNA binding. Gene Ontology annotation, biological process: regulation of transcription by RNA polymerase II. The coding region runs from base 1 to 462 and encodes 153 amino acids. Gene Ontology annotation, cellular component: CCAAT-binding factor complex. The record is from RefSeq and is a predicted model, not a curated record.
AUGAUGGGCUCUAACGCCCAGGGCCCAGCCUUCUCUUCGCUGCCGAAUUCAUCACCCGCGAUGGCAAUGAAUUCGGCAGCCGCAGCCGCAGCCUCAUCCUUCUAUCGAAACCUAGAAAUGCUGGAGGAUGAACCACUCUAUGUCAAUGCAAAGCAGUAUCAUCGCAUCCUCAAGCGUCGCGAUGCGCGCACACGCUUCGAAGCGCAGGUUGCCAAGCUUAAAAGAACAAAGAAACCGUACAUGCACGAAUCACGCCACAAGCAUGCCAUGCGGCGGCCGCGGGGCCCUGGAGGCCGCUUUCUGACCGCAUCUGAGAUUCAAGCGAUGAGAGAUGGAGAUUCUCCACCACGUACUACACGUGGCGAAGCUGCAAAAGCUCCGGUGCCGCUAGGCGCCUCUUCGCCAGAUGAGACCACCAAGAGCUAUGGAGAACCGCUUGUCCGGCCUGCUACCCGCGUCUAA